Messenger RNA from Bipolaris victoriae FI3, 1449 nucleotides. RefSeq names its product glycoside hydrolase family 5 protein. NCBI's taxonomy places the organism in Eukaryota, Fungi, Ascomycota, Dothideomycetes, Pleosporales, Pleosporaceae. Gene Ontology annotation, cellular component: extracellular region; cell surface. The record is from RefSeq and is a predicted model, not a curated record. Gene Ontology annotation, molecular function: beta-glucosidase activity. The transcript has a single exon. Bases 1 to 1449 code for a protein of 482 amino acids. Gene Ontology annotation, biological process: glucan catabolic process.
AUGGCAAUCCACACACCCAACCCACCCUGUCAGCCUUUGCGCACAUCGGGGGAGGCAAUUGUCAAUGCUGCUGGACAGCGCGUUGUGCUCAAGGGGACAGCUCUCGGUGGAUAUUCGAACAUGGAGAAUUUCAUUACCGGCUAUUCUGGUCAUGAACAUGAGCACAGGGCAGCACUUGCUUCAGUUCUAGGCAAAGAAAAGGCACAAUUCUUCUUCGACCGCCUACUGUACCAUUUCUUCACAGAAGCUGAUGCAGAAUUCUUUGCAUCGCUUGGUAUGAACUGUAUUCGUAUCCCGUUAAACUAUCGCCACUUCAUUGACGACCAAAAUCCAACCCAUUUCAAGAAGAAGGGAUUCGAAUUGCUUGACCGCGCUGUCAACAUUUGUGCAAAAUACCACUUGUAUGUCGUCCUCGACCUUCACGCUGUUCCGGGAGGUCAGAACCAGGACUGGCACUGCGACAGUGGUUUGAACAAGGCAUUAUUCUGGGACUUUCGCGUUUUCCAAGACCAAGCUAUCGAGCUAUGGAUAGCCAUUGCUGCACACUACAAUGGAAACCCUGUGGUCUGUGGUUAUAAUCUCCUGAACGAACCAGCGGAUUCCCAGCAUGUUCGCUUGAUCUCAUGGUAUGAGCGUGCGGAGAAAGAGAUCCGAGCUGUAGACCCAGAAACAAUACUUUUCAUCGACGGCAACACAUACGCAAUGGACUUUACCUGCUUCCAGAAUGUGCUUUCUAACUCCGUCUACGCAUGCCACAAUUAUGCAAUGUUCGGUUUCCCAAUUCCAGGACAGCCUCUCUACACCGGAAGCGAAGACCAAAAGAACAAACUCAUACGACAAUUCGACCGGAAGAUGUUGUUCAUGCGAGAAAAGAAGGUUCCGAUCUGGAAUGGUGAAUUCGGUCCAGUAUAUGCAAAUGAGCAUACCGACCCAGAGGCAGCGAAAACCAACAGUUCGCGUUAUCAUAUGCUGCAAGAUCAGCUCGAAAUAUACGCACGGGAUCAAGUAUGUUGGAUUAUUUGGCUCUACAAAGAUAUCGGUUACCAAGGCAUGACGUAUGUUGGCCUAGACACGCCAUGCAUGAAGCUCAUCGCGCCCUUUGUUGCCAAAAAGCAAAAGCUUGCUCUCGACUUUUGGGGCGUCGUUGACAAGGAUGGUGUCAAAGACGUAUACGAGCCAUUCAUUGCAGGUCUGAAAAACAUGGUCCCCGAGCAUCUGCAAAAGAAGAUGUACCCCAAUACCUGGAUAUUCGAUAGGCAGGUAGAGAGAGCCGUCCGAGAAGGCCUUAUGAGCGAGUAUCUUGGUUGGGAAUUCGCUGAUUUAUUCGAGGGUAAGACUGAGGAAGAGCUCGAGGAGUUGGCAAAGAGUUUUGCUUUCGAAAACUGCAUCAAGCGUGAUGGGUUGAACAUGAUCUUGCAAGAAGAUGGCCGUAAGACAGCAGCACCCUGA